This is a messenger RNA of Harpegnathos saltator (Jerdon's jumping ant), 1469 nucleotides long. Its product is annotated as odorant receptor 4. The record is from RefSeq and is a predicted model, not a curated record. NCBI's taxonomy places the organism in Eukaryota, Metazoa, Arthropoda, Insecta, Hymenoptera, Formicidae. Gene Ontology annotation, biological process: detection of chemical stimulus involved in sensory perception of smell; sensory perception of smell. Gene Ontology annotation, molecular function: olfactory receptor activity; odorant binding. Gene Ontology annotation, cellular component: plasma membrane.
UUUAUUUCUCAUGUGUCGCACGAUACAUUGCGAUUCGAUGCAACAAGUUAAAGAAGCUAUAGGUAUCGAUUGCGUUGUCUCUCAGCCAGACGAUACAGUAAUUUUUCUGUUUCCUCAUAAUGUCCGCGCAAGCGCUACUCCACUAUUCGUAUCCACUAUUCGAUGGAGAAGUGCGCGAGCAGCGAUCAGUAUUCCUGACGCGUCUCUUGGACGAACCAUGAAGUGCGUUUCUCACGAACCUUCGCUCGACCACUAUAGACGAGACAACGACUAUAGUCUUCAACUGAAUCGUUGGGUGCUGAAACCGAUAGGAGCUUGGCCCGAACUACCAACGAAUUCGCUGAUCAGAAACAUGCUGAAGAAGCUCUUGAGAUUUACGUGUCACUCUUUAAUAGCUUUCACUAUGGUACCCUCUAUACUGUACAUACUCUUCGAAGAGAAGGACUUCCGCCUCAAGCUGAAGGCAGUAGGGCCGACAAGUCAUUUUCUCAUGGGUAGCAUCAAUUAUUGCUCACUCUUGUAUCAAAACGAGCGAAUACGCAGAUCCAUUGAACACAUGGAGACGGAUUGGCGAAUUGCAAAAAGAGAGCACGAUCGGGAAGUGAUGUUGAGAAACGCUCGAAUUGGGAGGAUCAUUGCAGGCAUUUGUGCAUUGAUUAUGCAAGGUGGUGUGCUCUGUUACAAUUUAGCGAGAGGAAUGUCGCCGAUCAUCAUGACGAUCGGCAACGAGACCGUGGCGAUAGGUCGCUUACCGUGCCCGUCGUACAACAAGAUUGUAGAUACCAGGUUCAGUCCGGUGUACGAAGUCGUGCUCGUGUUGCAAUGUCUCUCAACCAUUAUCGUCAACAACACUACGAUCGGUGCGUGUGGUCUCGCCGCGGUUUUCGCGAUGCACGCCUGCGGUCAGCUUAACGUGGUGAUGUUCCGGCUCGAAGAGCUCGUCGACGAGAAACGAGAUAUCCUUCAGUUAAGAUUAGCCAAUAUUAUAGAGCGGCAUCUGCGAGCAUUGAGAUUUCUUUCGCGUAUGGAGACGAUUAUGCGUCAGAUAUGUUUCGUGGAAUUAGUCGGAUGUACAUUCAACUUGUGCAUGCUAGGAUAUUAUACCAUUACGGAAUGGCAUGAAGAAAGUACAAACACUAUAAUAACAUAUAUCAUGAUCCUUACAGCAAUGAUGUUCAAUAUUUUUAUAUUUUGUUUCAUCGGUGAACUUAUAACCGAACAGUGCAGUAAAGUCGGUGAAGCAGCUUAUAUGACAAACUGGUAUCACUUACCGCAUAAAACUGCUCUUGGUAUAAUUUUGAUAAUUUUGCGGUCAAGUAUCGCUGUCAAAAUCACAGCUGGAAAAAUAUUUCAUAUGUCAAUCGCAACUUUCGGUGUUGUAAUUAAAACAUCUGUCGCAUAUUUGAAUAUGCUUCGAACGCUGACCAUGUAAAUACUACAAAACAUGAUUAUAUUUUAUAAUAUUUUAA